AUGAAUGAGCUGACAAGGGAUGUAAAUGAGCUUAAAACUGAAAUGAAGCUCAUCAAAGAGGAUCAACAUGUUAUGUUCAAUCACAUAAUCAAAUUAUUGGGUGAAAUAAAACAACAGAAGAAUGUUGAUUCAGAUUCAGUGGAGAAGGAGUUGGAGUUCAACAAAGAUAUUGUUGAUGGGUUGAACGAUGAUGGGUUGAAGUUAAACAAAGAUCUUGUUGAUGGGUUGGAGAUGAACAAAGAUGUUGUUGUUGUUGAUGAUGGGUUGGAGAAGAACAUAAAUGUUGUUGUUGUUGAUGUUGAUGAUGGAUUGAAUGAUGAUGGGUUGAAUGAUGAUGGGUUGAAGAUGAAUAAAGAUGAUGUUGAUGAUGGAUUGAAUGAUGAUGGGUUAAAUGAUGAUGGGUUGGACAUGAACAAAGAUGUUGUUGAUGGGUUGAAUGAUGAUGGGUUGGAGAUGAACAAAGAUGUUGUUGAUGGGUUGGAUAAAAAAGAAGAUAUUGUUGUUGUUGAUGUUGAUGAUGGGUUGGAUAAGAAAAAAGAUAUUGCUGUUGUUGAUGUUGAUGAUGGGUUGGAUAAGAAAGAAGAUAUUGCUGUUGAUGUUAAUGUUGAGAAAGAAAACAAAGUUGCUGAUGUUGAUGUUGAGAAGGAAAACAAAUAUGUUGAUGUUGAUGUUGAGAAGGAAAACAAAGAUGUUGAUGUUCUGAAUGAGUUGGAAAAGAAGGAGGCUGAGUUGAAGAUGGACGACAAGGAAGAUUUGGCCACGAAGAAGAAUGAGUUCGCCACGAAAAGAAGGAGUUGGGAACGAAAAGGAAGGAAUGUGGAGCUGGAGAAGAAGAAGGAUGGUGAUCAGGAGUUGGAGAAGAAUAAGGAUGAUGAUAUGGAUGAGCUGAACAAGUGGAUGAAGCUGGAGGAUGAAGACAAGAAAGAUCUGGUUACUAGCUUUGCUGGUCGAGAUUUGUUUAGUAGAAUGUUGAAGCCUCAGAAUUGGCUACAUGAUCCAGUAAGCUACAUGAUCCACCCUACGACAAAUGCAUGUUUUUCCUACGACAAAUGCAUUGUCGCCUGCGAUAGAUGCAUUGUCGCAUGCGAUAGAUGA
This is a messenger RNA of Impatiens glandulifera, 1095 nucleotides long. RefSeq names its product protein PFC0760c-like. Bases 1 to 1095 code for a protein of 364 amino acids. The record is from RefSeq and is a predicted model, not a curated record. NCBI's taxonomy places the organism in Eukaryota, Viridiplantae, Streptophyta, Magnoliopsida, Ericales, Balsaminaceae. The transcript has 3 exons.